GCUGUCAAUCUUGCUGUCAAUCUCUAGCUGUCAAGACGAGAUUCUAAAAUAAUAAUUCAAUUUGUACAUAGAAAAAAAAAAUUGAAUUUGUUCUGCAGACUGAGGUGUUCCGAGGUACGUUUUUUCUGCGUAUGUGGAAAAGUUACAGAUUUAUACACUUAAAACAAUUCUAACCUCACAUCAGUUAGUACAGUAUUUGUGGAGUUGAGUACAUUAUAUGAAGCAAAAAUGGUGUGUGAAGACGUUCUAAAGGUUAAAAAUUUACCAAAAGAACUAACAGAUGCAGAAAAAGAAGAAUUUCUGAAACACUUUGGCGCUACCAAAGUCAAGCAAAUAACUUCAAAGUCUCGCCAACGCUCGGUCGUUUUUGCAAGAUUUGAAUCCAAAGAAGUCGCAAGAGAGGUAUUAUUUCGUUUACAUCAAGCCUAUGUUCUAAAGAACCGUCUGUGUGUUGAAUAUGCUGUACAUGACAUUGGUUUACCCAAAGUUAAGAAAAUUGAAGAAACUAGUAGCAGCAGCAAAGAACACUUUAAAACAUUUGUAACCAAAUUAAACUCAUUUAACAGUUCAGUUGGGUUCCAACAGCCUCCUCCGCCCCAUCUAAAAUAUUCAUACCCUAAAGCAAACCGUUUAACCAUUAAUAACAUUGGCCAUGCUUUAGCAACUGUACCAAAAUUUUAUACGCAAGUGUUACAUUUAAUGAACAGAAUGAACCUCCCCCCACCUUUUGCUGUACCAGAUCCAAUGAGACAGCGCGUGCCCCAGCAGCCUGUGCAACAGAAGAAUGUCGUUCCACCGCCUCCACCAAAACAACAACAAGGAAGCUCUUCUGAGUCUGAGUUAGAAAGUGAUGAAGAGUCUAAGACAACUAAGGAAAUAAUACCCCAGAAACGGGUUCUUCGGCAGAAGAAAGCAGUGAAAAGACCGAAGUUUAUUAAACCGGUAACGUCUACAGUACCUAGUACGAAACAUGAAAAGCCUGAGGAUGUCUUUGAGAAAACUGAUGUAACUACGCAGCGCAAAAUUGAAUUAAAAGUGUCUGCAACAGCGUUAGAGAGUAAACAAAUUGAGGAGCAAUCUGAACAUGUAGGAACAAUACCAUCAAGUUCAAAGGACUCUGAAGAAGAAGAUAACAAAGAUAAGCAAGUUAUUUCUGCAGAAGAAUUGACUUCCAAUCAAAUUCCAGAGAAAGAUUUAGAUGUUUUGCCUGUUUUCAAGAAUUAUCAUCCAGGGGCGCCUACAUGUAGGCUAUACAUUAAGAACAUAGCCAAAAAUGUGGAACUAAAAGAUUUGGAAUACAUUUACAAUCGAUAUAAAGUUGAAAAUGAAGAAGAUAAAACUAGUACGUUUGAUAUAAGACUUAUGCAAGAGGGCCGAAUGAAAGGGCAGGCCUUUGUAACUUUAAAUUCCGUAGAAAUUGCACAAAAAGCUUUAAAAGAAACUAAUGGGUAUAUAUUAAAAGAUAAACCGUUAGUAGUUGUAUUUGCUAGAUCAGCGCCUGCAAAAAAGUAAAAACUAAAAAUACUUUGUAACUGUCUCAACAACAAAACAAUAUAUUCUUUGUCAUUGCA
Molecule: messenger RNA, 1571 nt
Organism: Zophobas morio
Lineage: Eukaryota; Metazoa; Arthropoda; Insecta; Coleoptera; Tenebrionidae
Product: RNA-binding region-containing protein 3-like
Exons: 1
Coding region: 229-1512 (427 amino acids)
Biological process (GO): mRNA splicing, via spliceosome
Cellular component (GO): U12-type spliceosomal complex
Molecular function (GO): pre-mRNA intronic binding; protein binding; U12 snRNA binding
Source: RefSeq, a predicted model, not a curated record